GUGUGUGUGUGUGUGACUGUGAGAGAGAGAGAGAGACACCUGCCGGGUCCGAGCAGCGCUUCGAAUUGCGAAGAGAACCCGGAACCACCCAACGGAGCAACUGCUAGCUGGGAACAUGAUGGGGAAGAUGCUGGACCUCUCAGGCCUGACGGAGGAGGAAGUGGAGCAUGUGCUGGAGGUGGUGAGGAGAGACAUGAGGCUGCGCAGAAAGGAGGAGGAACGGCUCAGUGAGAUGAGGCAGGAGCUCGAGGAGGAGGACACGCGCUGCCUGCUGCUGUCCAAGCAGGAGCUCUUCAACAAGCGCUGCUGCAUGCGCUGCUGCUCGCCCUUCUCCUUCCUCCUGAACCGCAAGCGACCGUGCGCCGACUGCGGCUACAACGUGUGCCGCAGAUGCCGGAGCUUCCACAAGAAGGAGCGCGUCUGGCUCUGCACCGCCUGCACGAAGAGCAGACUCCUGAGGACGCGAGCUCUGGAGUGGUACUACAGUGUGCUGAAAAGGCGGUACCGACGCUUUGGGAGCACCAAGGUGCUGAAGUCGCUCUACAGGAAGUACAUCACUGACCAGGGCAUCCUGGCAGAGCUCGCAGAGGGCAGUGUGUAUGACGACAGUAUCUACAAUGAAGGGAGCGGCACCGAGUCGCCGUUCCGGAGGAACAGCGAAGAUCACAGCAUGGCUGAGACGCUCAACGUUGCUCUCCAGGUGGCCGAGGAGGCGGUAGAGGAGGCCAUCGCCAGGACCGAGGAACACUGUGACAACUUGGAGAAGCAGGACGAAGUGCGUUACUUGCAGGACAACAAGGAUGAGCUGAUCGAGGAACUCGCCACAUCGAUCGUGCAGAAGAUUGUCCGCCGUAGGAGGAAGCUGUCGCAGAUGCAGCCCCAGUACGAGAUGGAUCUGCCCCAGCAGUGCGGUGAGGGCACCUCCUCCCCUUCCACCCUGUCUCGACAGAACACCAUCCCCUCCCAGGCGAGCCUGAAGGGCGCCAACUCGCUCUGGCGGUCCCGCUCAGCGUUCUCCUUGACCAGUGAGGCGGCCCCAGAUGAACACGUUCCCGAACCGAGGUCUGACAGUUCGGUGGAGGUGCGGGCGGCAGUGAAGGGCUACGCCUCACUGAGGAGGGACACCGUGGCGUCCCUGGCCAGCUGGAAGAGCGUUGACAGGCUGGACAACUCCAUGCUCCAGAGCCCGGAUGGGAAUUGGAUCGCUCUCCAGAGCACCCAACUGUCCCGGCCCAGUCUGCUAACCAAACGCAAGAGCCUUGUGUUCAGCGCGCUGGAGCAGGAGUCUGGCUCCAUCUCCGCCUACCAUGACAUGGGCUCCGACACGGAGCCGGAGGCCGAUAGCGGCUGGGGCGCCGCCCUGCUGGAGUUCCGGAGGAAGAUGUCCCAUCGGGAGUCAGAGUGGACAGACAUUCGCGGGCCUUCCACUGGCCCGCCUUCUCCACAGCUGCCCCCGGAAUUGGGAAUGCCGGGUACGCCUGACACUCCGGGUACGCCGGGCAGCCCCGCUAGGUCCCAGGUUCAGCUGCUGUCCUCCUUGAGGAGGAUGGGGCGCCGGCAGUCAAUCCCGCGCUGCUCUCACGGCCUGGAUAUCAACCUGAACCCCGAUUUCGCCGGUUCCGCAUCGGUGGACAGCAGCGAAGUGGAGGAUGGAAAGGGCGAGCGGGUCGGGAGGUCCCGCAGGCGCAGAACAAAGCACGAACGUUUGGAGCAGGCCGGGAGUCCCUGUAUGCAGUACUCGUCAUCCGUCCCGGAUUACAGCAACUUAUUGCUGAACGUCAUAGUGAAAAACUUUAAGCUGGAAGGCCCACCUCCCUCGAGCAGUCCAGGCCACCCCAUGACCCCUGACACCGUGACCUCCAGCGCCGCGGCACCUGAUGUAAGAAACGUUGACUUCGCGGCCCACCGAGCAAAAGACGUGGGGCCCGUCGGCCUCCUCGAGAUGGAGCUGCACUCUGAACUGCGCGAGCUGUCGGACCAACCCGCGGAGGAGCCAGGGGCGAGAGGAGCAGAACGAGAGAAGAUGCGCAAUGACACCAGCAAGGAGGGACAAAGAUCAGAGGCGCAAGAGAGACAAGUGGUGACUGGGUGCAGUAUGGAGUCAGUGAAGGCAGGUCAGGUGGGUGGGGAGGAGAACGUGAACAUAGAGGUAAAAGGACCCAAAGAAAGAGAGGAUCUGGAACAUAUUGGAGCAGAACCAGCCAUGGAUGGGAAGAUAAUAGAUGAGGAGAGACAAGCCCAUGCAGAGGCAGAAGGUAAACUAAAGGAUCAGGCCAAAAGACUUUCGGUGCAACACGAUGGUGGACAAGUUGAAGUGCAGAAGGGAAAUCCAGAGAAGUCAGAUGGAGGGAGACGUAUAAAGGUGGAGACAGAGAAAGCUGAGGAGAGUGACGAAGUGAUAGAGGUUCUCAUAGCGGGUGAGGGUCUCCAGGAGGUGGAUGGGGAGAUAGAAGUUGGCGAGGAGGUAGGAAUUCUUGCAGAGAUGAACGUUGAGGAUGGCCUUGAGGCAGUCUUAGACGAUCCAGGACAAGCUGAAACGACAAAUGAAAAAGUAGGGGAGUUAGGCAGCGAGAAAGGACCUCAAGUCGACCCGGAAGAACACGGGGAGUCGGAAAAAGGGAAACCUGGUGAGGCAGAGAUAGAAGUCAAGGAGAAAAGCGGUGAGAGAGAAGCGGAGAGCGCAGAAAAGGUGGAGACUUUGAACAAAGUGGAGGAGACCGGUGAAGAAAAGACAGAAGUAGGAGGAAAUGAACCAGUUGGUUUGGAGACAUUGCAGCAGAAAGUCGAGAUGAUUGAGGGGGGAGACACCGAAGCUGUGGAGACCUCCAUGGAGGGGAUUCCAUCAACUGUGGAGACCAUAUUGGCAGAAGACGUGCGCAGAAAUACUAACCAAUCCAUUUUAAUCGCUAAAAAAAAUCUGUCUACCCUGUGUGACCCCCCACCCCCCCACCCCCCCUUUCUUCCACGCGCGGGUCUGGAGCAGAAGCACUCGGCCGCUUCGCUGAGCAGCAUCACCGCCGAGGUGCUGAAGGUGCUCAACGCUACGGAGGACCUGAUCGAGGAGGCGGGAGGCGGCGGGCGGGACCAGGCAGCACCCAGCAGCGGCGAGACGCCCCCAUCGGACCAACAGAGCGCCAAGAAGCUGGAUGAACACCUCACCAAGCUGGAGGAGAAUGUGUACCUUGCUGCCGGUACCGUGUUCAAGCUGGAGGGGGAGCUGGUGGAACUCGAGGAGUGCGCCCGCAGUAUCAGCAGCAUCACCACGGAGGAGGAGCUCGCGCACCUGGAGGAACAGGUGGCCAGUGCUGCCGCGCAGGUGCAGCAGUCGGAUCUCCAGGUGUCCGGUAUUGCGGCGAGAAUCUCGGCUCUGAAGUCUGCCGGGCUGAACGUGGCCCCGAGCGCCGCGCCGCAAAAGACACAGGCACAGGCACAGACACAGACACAGACCCAGACGCAGACCAUAGCUGUGUCGCGCCAGCAGAGGAGAAAACUGCCACAUCCUCCCUCCCGGAAAGGGAGCGACCACAAGUCGGGGCCGAAGUCCAGGGCGCUGAGAUCCUAGAGCCGUGCCUUUACCCAGCAUGCCCCUCGCUCUCUGCUGCGGCCUGCUGCGCCGGAGGCACGGAGCUCUUCUGCCUUAACCGGAGCCUCAAACCCUGCACACGUACACGCCAAGCGUGUCCCUUCCAACGUCACAUAACGUCCUGUAGGAAAUAGUGCAUGGCUCAUAAUAGAGAUUUAUCGCUAAUUUUCAUUCUCUUCUCUCUCAUCUGAUUUUAAGGAAAUGAUCCUUACGCUUGAAACUGGACUGGACUGUUCUUGGCGGGAUCGUGUAAAAACGAUAUUCACACAUUUAUUGGAGAAUUCGUUAGAAAACUGCUGUUUCCAGCAUCUUUGGGUUUUUUUUGUGGAAAUGAGGUUUCUGUUGAUUUAAAUAAAAUAUCCCUAUGAAAACAUGCGCAAAGGUUUAUCGCCUUCAGAAGGACUCGGUACAGGUUCAGUUCGUUCGCAGAAAUCGGGUUGCCAGGUGCGUCGUUGUAAAACAAACUUUUAACUGCCAUUCAUUUAAAUGGAGAGAAAAUGUGCUCCUGAACCAUAAAACAGAGGAAAAGUCAUUUAAAAAAGUAUAGAACAUUAGAAGAUGAAGAUUAGGGCGACACGGUGGCACAGCAAUCAGUGCUGCUGUCUCACAACACCUGGGUAGUUCGAUCCCCGCU
This is a messenger RNA of Scleropages formosus (Asian bonytongue), 4217 nucleotides long. RefSeq names its product rab effector MyRIP-like. Gene Ontology annotation, cellular component: cortical actin cytoskeleton. The transcript is spliced from 16 exons. The coding region runs from base 116 to 3562 and encodes 1148 amino acids. The record is from RefSeq and is a predicted model, not a curated record. Lineage: Eukaryota; Metazoa; Chordata; Actinopteri; Osteoglossiformes; Osteoglossidae. Gene Ontology annotation, biological process: intracellular protein transport. Gene Ontology annotation, molecular function: myosin binding; small GTPase binding; actin binding.